GUGCGGUUUGCAGAUGCGCGAUGGCCUCAACGAGCUGACGUCGGCAUCCAGUUUCUUCGAUGGAAGACAGCCAGCAGCAGACACUGUGCUAUCGGCAGGCCGCCGUGGCGCAUCCAGACCCACUAGAUCCUAUGGACAUCCCCUCGCUUAUCGAGCGCGGCUAUCGGGCUGAAGAUGUCCCCUCUCCGACGGUCCCUGACGACGACUCCCAGACAAGCCGCACCCGGCCGCGAAGGUGCACCAGCAGCAGCGGCAAUGGCGGCGUUCCUCGGAAUUCCAUCCGCAUUGAUCUCACCACCGACGACGAUGACGAGCCUGCGCCCGCCGCUGCUGCUGCCGGUGCAGCACAGCCAGCAGCUGCGCAUGAGUUGCGUGCGCCAGCAGCGGCAUCAGCAGCAUUGAGCCGGGAUGGAAUGUCAGCGAGCCAUCAUGCUGCAGCUGCAGAGAGCCCGGAUGCGAGGCGGCAAGAGGACGAAAGCCAGGACGAGUCACAGAGGACGUUGGACUCCCUCGAGCUACUCGACCUGCUGCACAAGGUCAAGCGGCGAAGGCCUGAUAGACUGCCGGCGACCAACCCACAACCACAACCACAGACAGCAGCGGCAGGAGGUGACAACGAGGCCCCGUGCGAGCAGCAGCAGUCCGCACCAGCACAUCAACCAGCCGCCCCUCCCCGCCCCCCCAGUGGUGCCGCCGAGAGUGUCGAUGAUAGCAUGGGCUUCUCCUCGGUCUUCUCCUGUCACGUGGCCGCCCCGCCACCACGAGUCGAGUCAUACCGUGAGCAAGACUCUGCUCAUAAAGACGCGCAGCCAAGUGGUGCUCCGAUGGGUGCUGACCAAGAGCAACAGAAGAUCGGCUCAGAGGGGGAUAAUGUGUCGAUGGAAGAGGGAGAGGGAGAGGAAGAGCCGGCGUGUCUGCGUCCCCGCGCUCUGGCGAGAUGGGUGGAUGUUCUGUAUAUGGGAGGCUUGGCUGACAUUGACUCACGGAUGCUGGCGGAGAUCCCUAGAGGUGCGGCUGCCCCACGAGCACCGCCCACGCCGAUCGAGGAGGAUGGGUGUGACAGCCCUGCUUGCCCACCCACUGUGCCAGAUAUGGACGGCUGAUGCACAUGCGGGGGAGGGGGAGGGUGGGGGGAGGGGGGAGGGGAACGGACGGAUGGAGGGAUGGAUCAGAGUAUUUGUUCGUGUGUGUAUAGCUCGUUGAUGUGGUAGCGUGACUCUCUGCUUGUGCAUGUGCGGUGGAUGGGUGGAUCCAUGAUGUGUAUUUGCAUUUGUGCUGACGACUAGUUCCAUGGAUGGGCGCUAAAUCGUGUGCUGAAUUUGUUG
This is a messenger RNA of Vitrella brassicaformis, 1325 nucleotides long. NCBI's taxonomy places the organism in Eukaryota, Vitrellaceae. The record is from the annotation of a GenBank genome assembly.